Molecule: messenger RNA, 1828 nt
Organism: Punica granatum (pomegranate)
Lineage: Eukaryota; Viridiplantae; Streptophyta; Magnoliopsida; Myrtales; Lythraceae
Source: RefSeq, a predicted model, not a curated record
GAUUCUAUUUCAACCCUUUUCCAAUCCUAUUGUAUUGGACUCGAUCGAGAAGGAUUACAUUGUCUUGUCGAACUUGCUCGAACGAACCAUUGUACUCGCCGACUCAGUGUGCCGUGCGAGUCGAACUUCAGGGCGGGAUGCAAAGUGGGGGUGAAAAAUUUGAGGACCCGGCCCGAGCUUUCACCCUCGACCCGCUAAGGGCCCAAUGGGUCUAGCUAGUGGGCCGAUUCUUGUGGGCUUUGAAGGCGGAUGACGUCAGUGCUUGACCCGUGACAUGACGUUGGAACGAAGGAAGGGCAGAACCGUAAAUUAAGCGGAACCCUAUUUAAUUACCAUAACCUCGGUCCCUUUCUGGCUCGCUCUGUCUCCUGCCGCUUUGAGAGGUCGGCCAGCGUUGAGCUCUCACUCACCUGCCAAAAAACCCACCAUUCCCACUAGGGUUCCGGUUUCUUCAUCAUAAAGUCAGCUGAGGACCGCGAGUCUUCCAUCAUCGAGGUCUUCGUUUAAUUUAUCGUUUCGGACGCGGGUGCCUGAGUGGACCUCGAUCCGCGCUCUCUGCCGUUGAAGUCCCAUGGAUGCUCGUAAGAGGGGAAGGCACGAAGGCGGUGCCAACAACGCCAAUGGCGGUUUCAAGAAGUCCAAGCAAGAAAUGGAGUCCUUAUCAACUGGUGUAGGAAGCAAAUCAAAGCCAUGCACCAAGUUUUUCAGCAUUACCGGGUGCCCCUUUGGAGAGGGAUGCCACUUCCUGCACUAUGUUCCAGGCGGUUACAAUGCAGUGGCACAGAUGAUGAAUCUAGCACCCAUUGUUUCUCCACCGUCACGAAAUGCAGGCCCACUGCCACCACUGCCCCAGCACAAUGCCUCUACUCAGCCCUCUGUCAAGACCCGCUUGUGCAACAAAUACAACACUGCUGAGGGCUGCAAGUUUGGCGACAAGUGCCAUUUUGCCCACGGCGAGUGGGAGCUUGGAAAGCCCGUCGCCCCAUCCUUUGACGAUCCCCGUGGGGUGGGCCAGCCUCCAAUUCCUGGACGCUUGGGCGGGCCCCCACCUCCAUCGAUUCCUGGCCCUGCCUCUAGCUUUGGCGCCUCUGCCACCGCGAAGAUCAGUGUGGAUGCCUCCCUUGCUGGGGCCAUCAUAGGGAAGGGAGGGGUGAACUCGAAGCUGAUAUGCCGCCAAACAGGGACUAAGCUCUCAAUUAGAGACCAUGAGUCGGACCCAAACCUGAGGAACAUUGAGCUCGAGGGCACAUUCGAGCAGAUCAAGCAGGCGAGCACCAUGGUGAGGGAGCUGAUCAUGGACAUUGGGGCCGUGGGUGGCCCUCCCAAGGGUGGCCAUGGCCUUGGAGGACCGGGGGCCCCGCCAGGGAGCAACUACAAGACGAAGCUGUGCGACAACUUUGCAAAGGGUUCUUGCACUUUCGGGGAUAGAUGUCACUUUGCACAUGGAGCUGCUGAGUUGCGGAGAACUGUGGUUUGAGUACUUUCAGGAGUCAUCUAGGAGUAGAUAGUCUCAUCUAUCUAUACCAUUGUGUCUUCAAAUGCAGAAGGGUUGUACAAUUUGAGUUAUGGCCACCCAGAAUGAGCUGAUGUUCGGGAUAGAGAGAAAUUGUGUCCUGCCAGCCGAGUUUUGUGGUAUACUGUCUCUGAUAGGAUUCUGCUUCGUCUUCUGUCUUACACUCAUUCACUGGUAGGAGCUCUUAAUUACUUCAACUGGUACCUAUUAAGCAGUUAGCAUUGUUUAAUUUAUAGGUACGUGGGGUCGAUCUUCAUUGGCUGUUUGCUUCAACGUUGCUGAAAGCCAAUAAUCUGCGUUGAAUGUUUGUAACCA